Molecule: messenger RNA, 1559 nt
Organism: Sturnus vulgaris (Common starling)
Lineage: Eukaryota; Metazoa; Chordata; Aves; Passeriformes; Sturnidae
Gene: MIDN
Product: midnolin
Cellular component (GO): nucleus
Molecular function (GO): protein binding
Source: RefSeq, a predicted model, not a curated record
CCGACACCGACCACCGCUGCCCCCGCAGGUCGGCGGAUGGACCCGCAGCCCGGCGCCAGGAGCUGCAGCCGCGGGGCUCCCGCCUGCGAGGUGGGGCCACCCGAACCCCCCAUGAACCUCUACAUCCACACCACCACCGGCACCCGCUAUGAGCUCUCGGUGCCCGCCGAGGAGACAGUGGAGGGGCUGAAGCGGCGGCUGUCCCAGCGCCUCAAGGUGCCCAAGGAGCGUCUGGCGCUGCUGCACAAAGAGAGCCGCCUCAGCUCUGGCAAACUGCAGGACCUGGGGGUCGUGGAAGGCAGCAAGCUGACACUGGUGCCCACCGUGGAGGCCGGCUUGAUGUCCCAGGCGUCCAGGCCAGAACAGUCGGUGAUGCAAGCUCUGGAAAGCUUAACUGAAACUCAGGUCAAUGACUUCUUGUCGGGCCGGUCCCCUCUGACCCUGGCCCUGCGUGUGGGUGACCACAUGAUGUUCGUGCAGCUGCAGCUGGCAGCUCAGCAGAGCACUGGACAGCUCCAGCACCGGCACCUCAUCGCCAGCCGCGGCGAGGCGGGGGCCAGCGCCAGCCCCCACUGCCGGACACUGCACGGUGCCAGCGGCUCAGGCUUCACCCGCAUCCCUGUGGUCCCCACGUGCCAGCAGAGCCCGGCCCCCAGCCCCACGCCCGCCACGCCGGCCCCCCCCAUGUACUGUAACGCCCCUCACGCCGCUCCCGUCACCGCCGGCAUGUUCCGGUCGCACGGGGCCAGCACGCAGACGGUGAACAGCAGCGUGGUCUCCUCCUGCUCAGAGGUGGACUGUGGUUCCCGCAGCAGCAGCUCCCCGGGCAGCAGUCCGGCCCCCUCGGCCCGAUCCCGCAAGCCCGGGGCGGUCAUCGAGAGCUUCGUCAACCACGCGCCUGGGGUCUUCUCAGGGACCUUCUCCGGCACUUUGCACCCCAACUGCCAGGACAGCAGCGGGCGGCCGCGGCGGGACAUCGGCACCAUCCUGCAGAUCCUCAACGACCUCCUCAGCGCCACGAGACACUACCAGGGCAUGCCCCAGUCCCUGACACAGCUCCGCUGUCAGACACAGUUCUCCUCCUCCUCCUCUUCCUCUUCCUCCUCCUCCUCGCCGCCUGCCUCUCCGGACCUCGCCACCAAAACUACCUCAGAGCCGCUGCCGGCGGCCGCCGCCCCCUCCCUGCACCCCGUCGUCCAGUGCCAAAGCCAGAUCCGGAUGUGCAAGCCCAGUGGGGACCGGCUGCGGCAGACAGAGAACCGGGCGACGCGCUGCAAGGUGGAGCGGCUGCAGCUGCUGCUGCAGCAGAAGCGGCUGCGGCGGAAGGCGCGGAGGGACGCCAGGGCUCCGUACCACUGGGUGCCCAACCGCAAGGCCGGGCGCACCAACAGCAACAGCAGCGUCUCCAGCGAGGGCAGCCUGGACCUGGACUUCGAGGACUCGGUCUGGAAGCCGGAGGUCAAGGCCGAGAUGAAAUCCGAGUUUGUCGUAGCAUAGAGAGCUGGGGCCCCGGGGGACUGUGCCGGGGGGUCCCGCUCGCCGCCCCCGCCGUGGGGAGG